AUGAUAAUAAACUUCAUUUUAAUAUCUUUAACUUGUCAGACUAUCAUUUAUGAGUUUAUUGCUAAUUCACUUACAACUAGUGGUAAUUUCUUUAUUUUUAUAUUAGAAUGGGAAGGCAAUUCUAAUUUAAAUAAUUGUGGACUGAUUCUAUAUUUGGAGUCUACUAAUCCAAGUGUUCGUGUUAGCAGAAUGUUUUUAGGUCUAGAACCUCAUUCUCAAAUUAUAGUGGAUGCAGAAUUUUUAAGGUAUUUAAUAUUCUUCAUUGCAAUAGUAUUGGUACCAAUAAUCCAAUUUAAUUCUAUGUAGACUCGCAAUUAUAAAAUAGUGUGUAAGUGAUAUCAUCUUAAAGUUUUAUGUGUAGUGGUGCAUAACCUGCACAGUAUCAAACUAUUUCUAUUACUAAUAAACAUAAUAGAAGAAAUCUUUGGUUGAAUUUUUUUUAAUAGUCUGGAGGAUUAGUAUACCUAAAAUUAAGUAUCAUUAAAUGCUAGUAUGAAACUGCUGGAUGCAUAGAGAAUUAUGAUACACUUUGUUUAUAUUGGAAACUGCAUUAAUAAUCAUUUUAUUAGAAAUAUAUCACACAAUCGGAUGGAUGGGUAGCUUAACCAUUUUAGUUAACAAGUUACAUAUAAUGUGGAUAUUGUUUAAUGUUGGUUUUUUAAUAAAUUAAAUAUUAAACCUAUCUACCUCCUCAUUAAGAUAUUUUAAUAAGGUUUUUUAAAUAUAAUACAAAUAUUAUAAUAGUAGACUAUUCAUAUGGUAAAUUAACUAUUGAUAGUCUAUAUUUUAUAGAAAUAUUAAUAAGAAAUCAUCGUGACCAGAUAUUAUAACUCAAUAUACAAGCUCUGCCAUAUAAUUUUAUAAGAGAUUUCGAAAUAUUUUAUACUGAGCCAGAAUUAACAUUUAAGAAUUUCAAUGAAGGUUGUUUAGAAUAAAUAGAUGAUAAAUGUCUGAUUUGUCAGGAAGGUUGGAUUUAAGACGAAUUUCUAGAAAAUUGUCAUCCAAUUUGUGGAGAUGGAAUCAUUUAAGGAUAAGAAGAAUGUGAUUAUUUAAUAUCUAAUCAUUCUUGUAUUAAAUGCAAAUAUUAAUGUAUUGAAAAUUGUUAAAUUUGUUAAUUCGGAAUUUGUUUAUAAUGUGUAGAUGGAUUUGUUAUUAAUUCCAAUUAAAACUGUGAUCCUUUAUGCGGAGAUGGUAAUUUGACACCAUAUUCAGUUGAAUAAUGUGAACUGACUGUGAACGGUGUAUGGGAAGGUUGUUUGGAUUGUAGAUUCAUUUCAAUCACUAAUUGUAAAACUAGCUAUUUUUCAAUUUGCUUAUAGUGCGAAAUAGGAUUUUAAUUGGAAGAAAAUGUGUGUUUUCCUUAUUGUGGAGAUAAAUUCGUUCUCUAAUAAUAUGAAGAUUGUGAUGAUGGAAAUUUUGAACCUUAUGAUGGUUGUUAUUAAUGUAAGUUCCAAUGUAUUGAAGAUUGCAAUAUAUGUGAUCGAGGAUAAUGCAUUUUAAAAUGUGGAGAUGGAUAUGAGUUUGUAAAUAACAAAUGUCUUUCUGUUUGCGGUGAUUAAAUUGUCACAAAAGAAGAAGAUUGUGAUGAUGGUAAUACGAUAAAAUUUGAUGGAUGUUUUCAGUGUAAGUAUUCUUGCCCAGAAAAUUGUUAUGAUUGCUAUUAAGGUACUUGCUUAGAGUGCAUAGAUCAAUACUAAUUGCUACUUUCAAAUUAAUGCAAAUUAUAAUUAAAUUGUGGAGAUGGAUUGGUCUAGGAAGAAGAGGAAUGCGAUGAUGGUAAUUAUUAUGCAGCCGAUGGAUGCAAAGAUUGCUUAAUUGAAUAAAAUUGGAUUUGCAUUACUAUGACAAAAGAUUCUCCUAGCUAAUGCACAUUCGUCAAAGCUCCAAACUUUGUUAUUAAUUAUCUCAAUAUGACUUAGAAUAAAUAAUAUAUAAGUAUCUAAUUUACUUAAUAAGUAAAAAUUUAUACACCUCAACCCUUAUCAGAAACUUUGAAUUUUGAGAUACCAGAUAUAGACAAGAAACACUGGAAUAGCAGCAUACAUAUAAUUUAAGAUGUUGGAUCAUAUUUGAGUUUUGGAGAGUAUAUUGUUCAAAUAGAAGUUUACUAAUUACUAAAAUUUAGACCAAUCUUGAAAAUUUUAGUGAACCAGAAUGUUGCUAAUAUAGAUAAUGCCAUUUUGGUCGAUUUAGAAGAAUAAAUAACACUGCAAUAUCCAAAUUAUCUAGAUUAAACUCAAAAGGAUUAUUCUUAAAGGUUAAAAAGUCUAAACCAAUAUUUAAUCUAUAGCUUAUCAGCGAUUACUGUUGUAAGCCUGCUAUUGGGAAGUGGGGAUUUGUUUUUUGAGAUUUUGGCAAUCCUUUAAUUUUAGCAAUAUUUAAGAUAUAUCAACGUGUAAUUUCCUGAAAAUCUAGUUAUUUAUUUUUCAAUUAAUGAUCUGAUAACUGUUCAGCCUCUCUUAGAUUUUCUGUAAUUCCCUCUAAUUUUACAGUUUAUUGAUAUUAAAUCAAAUUAGGAAUAUUGUGACGGAAAAUUUAAUUUUUACAAAUAAAAUUCAAGCUUGAUCAUUAAUCUUUAGUGUCAAAUAUUUUAAUGCUCUCUAUUUUUAUUCCUUGUUGUGCUGUUUCGAUGGGUUAAAAGAGUGAUGUAUACAUCGAUUUUUCGUUCUAGGUACUUUUACUAUAUGUCAUCGCUAGCAUUAUAUAUCAAUCCAAAAAUUGUUUUGAAAAUUAGUUAAUCCUUUUAUAACAUUUGCCUGGAUUUACUUAAAUUGGAGAAAUUUAUGUCUUUAUAAGGAGUGUAAAAAGCCUUACUCCUCAAUGGUUGGGAUAUGAUAUUUAAAACACUAUUAUAUACACGAAACAUCUAAACCAAAAAUUACUUAGAUAUUGUACAACUUGUAAUCGUAAUUAUUAUCCUACUACUUUAUUUUAACAUAUUAAUAAAUUUUUUCAAUCUGGAUUAACAAUUAUUUAAAGUGAACAAAAAUCUAAGGUUCAAAGUUCUAAGUUUUGGUAGAUAAUUUUUCUUUUUAUUAUUCUUGAUUUAUGUUUAAAAUUCAUAAAUACUCCAAUUAGGAUUGCUCCUCUUAACGAGCUUAAUAUAAACAAUGUUCCUUUAAAAAUAUCAUUUCAUCUUUAGUUAAAAGAACUACAUCGUUUAGAUGGUAGUUGAGAUAUCAGUAAUCGCUUUUAUACUAAGUUCAUUUUUAUACAUAUCGGAGUACAAUGAAUAAUUUAAUCAGGAGAACAAAAUUUUAUUGGGAUGGUUUCAAGCAAUACUACUAUCAACAGGCAUAAUUAUAGAAUUAAUUUUAAUCUGUUAAGAAUUAUUAUUAAAACUUAAUCUGACUUCAAGAAGAAAGUAAUUAGUCGUUAAAAAUCCGUUAUUCAUAUGA
Molecule: messenger RNA, 3398 nt
Organism: Paramecium octaurelia
Lineage: Eukaryota; Ciliophora; Oligohymenophorea; Peniculida; Parameciidae
Source: the annotation of a GenBank genome assembly